AUGUUUGGUGGCUCUCUAGCGGCGGGUUCUCUUAGUGCGGCACUGUAGGCUCGUUGGCGGAGUCGUGGCACCGGUGCAACCGUGUACAGAGAGAUGACGCGCAGGUGGUGAGGGCGGAGUGAUCGGCACGUAGCAGCGGGGAACAUGGCGAGACACCGGAACGUACGGGGGUACAACUAUGAUGAGGAUUUUGAGGAUGAAGAUAUGUUUGGACAGUCUGUAGAAGAUGACUAUUGUAUUUCACCAGCCACAGCUGCUCAGUUCAUAUAUUCUAAGCGGGACAGACACUCAAGCUUUACUGAGCCUUUAGAAGAGGAGGAGGAAGAGGAACACAAUGACGAAGAACUGGAAAAACAAAAGGCUUCUAAUAUUGCUUUAAGUUCAGUAGACCAAGCUCGUUUAUUCUCAUGCCUGGAGCACAUGAGGGAAGUCCUGGGAGAGACUGUUUUAGAGCAAGUUAUGAUUGACGCGGCAUUGAAAUGUCAGUUCGAUGUCUCCAAGGCCCUUGAACUUGUGUUCAAACAGGACAGCAACACCAACACAAGCACCGAACCUGUGAGCCAAGACUUGCUCUCCACUGGGAAGCCAGCAAAAGGCAGAUCAAGAGACUUGACUUCUAUGGAAGCACAGAAUGAAAUUGUCCCUAAAAUUGCCAAGAUGACUGUCUCUGGAAAGAAGCAGAAAAUGGGAUUUAAUAUUCCAAGCACAGCAUCUGAGGUAAAUGGACAGGCUGUUCCUUUGUCUGCAAAAAGCCAGCAUAUGGAUGACAUUGUGGAGGAAUCUGAGAGCACCGUUCCAUUACCCACACAAAUAAACACAUCACAGGGCUCUGAUGAACUUAAUGCCAUAUCUCAAGUAAAAAGUUCGGGAAAAUCCAAGCAGAAAAUUAAUGUUAAAGAAGAGCUAGAAAAGAGACAAGGAGGAAAACAGCUGCUAAACCUUGUUGUAAUAGGCCAUGUUGAUGCUGGGAAAAGCACACUUAUGGGUCAUCUAUUAUAUCUCUUGGGACAUGUGAACAAACGAACCAUGCACAAAUAUGAGCAAGAGUCCAAGAAAGCAGGAAAAGCGUCUUUUGCAUAUGCUUGGGUGCUUGAUGAGACAGGCGAAGAGAGGCAAAGAGGAGUGACUAUGGAUGUAGGCAUGACCAAAUUUGAAACAAAGUCCAAAGUUAUUACUUUAAUGGAUGCUCCAGGGCACAAGGAUUUUAUCCCAAAUAUGAUUACAGGGGCUGCUCAAGCUGAUGUGGCCACUUUGGUUGUAGAUGCCAGCCGAGGGGAAUUUGAAGCAGGCUUCGAAGCUGGUGGACAGACACGUGAGCAUGCACUGCUGGUCCGCUCUCUUGGUGUAACUCAGCUUGCAGUAGCAGUCAAUAAAAUGGAUCAGGUUAACUGGCAACAAGAUCGAUUUCGGGAAGUUACUAGUAAGCUUGGGCACUUUCUGAAACAAGCUGGAUUUAAGGACAGUGACGUAUUUUAUGUUCCUACCAGUGGCCUCAGUGGAGAAAAUCUGGCCAAAUGUAGUCAAAUACCUGAUCUGACAAGCUGGUAUAAAGGACCGUGCCUUACUGACCAAAUUGAUUCCUUUAAAGCCCCACAGCGGUCCACAGAUAAACCCUUUAGACUGUGUGCAUCAGAUGUUUUCAAAGAUCAAGGCUCUGGAUUUUGUGUGACUGGCAAAAUAGAAGCUGGCUACAUACAAACAGGUGACCGCAUACUAGCCAUGCCACCUAAUGAAACAUGCACAGUAAAAGGAAUCACAUUACAUGAUGAAGCAGUCGACUGGGCCGCGGCGGGAGAUCAAGUUAGUCUCACUUUGACCGGCGUGGAUAUCAUCAAAAUAAAUGUAGGAUGCGUGUUUUGCAGUCAAAAUGAACCUAUCAAAGCCUGUACCCGUUUCCGAGCCAGAGUUCUGAUCUUUAACUUUGAUGUCCCUAUAACCCAAGGUUUCCCAGUAAUCAUCCACUACCAAACUGUAAGUGAGCCUGCCACUAUCAGGAAGCUGGUCAGUGUCCUACACAAGAGCACAGGGGAGGUUGUAAAGAAAAAGCCAAAAUGUCUAACAAAAGGAAUGAAUGCUGUAAUAGAGCUACAAACGCAGAGACCUGUUGCUUUAGAAUUAUACAAAGACUUUAAAGAACUUGGGAGGUUCAUGUUACGUUACAGUGGAUCAUCCAUAGCUGCUGGAGUUGUCACUGAGAUAAAAGAUUGACACUACAGUCUCACGAAGGGGACUUCACCAACUAACCACACUCAAAGUGGAGAGUACUCUACCUAAACUGCCCAGCUAAAGACAUGAAGUGCAAUUAAAGGGGGAACCUCACCUGUGGACUACUUCCAUCUAACAGAACAAAGAACCAGGACCUCAGUCUGUGAUUCAUUCACAUGGUUAAACCUGUGAUAAAGUGCUCCUUAUUGUGUCUCUACCGUCCUCAAUCUCUCAUGAACGCUGAAGCUUUUCUCAUGCAAGAUUAAUUUAUAUUAAUAACAAUAUUUGACUUGGCAUGAUAUUCUCUUCUGAUCCUAGCAGACAUGUUUACAGUUUCUUUCUGAAAUGUCUGUCAUUUUUUUUUCAUUCUUUCUGAUAACUUAGGCUAAUAUAUUUAGUUCUAAAUAUAAAUUGCUUAUAUGAAGCAGAACAAAAAAGAAGGACUUUUUAUUUUAUGUUUUAGAGCAUGGCCGAACAUUAAGAAGAUCUGAACCUCCCAUGAGAUGAUUGUUUGCUGUGUGUAUGUAGAUUUGCUGUGAGGGACGUGCCAAUUUUAUUCAAUGAUGAAAAUGGAUCUAAAAUAGAGAAAUUAAAAAGCUUUGGUUUGAGCAUA
Messenger RNA from Rana temporaria (common frog), 2818 nucleotides. RefSeq names its product HBS1 like translational GTPase (gene HBS1L). The record is from RefSeq and is a predicted model, not a curated record. Gene Ontology annotation, biological process: translation. The transcript is spliced from 18 exons. The coding region runs from base 145 to 2208 and encodes 687 amino acids. Lineage: Eukaryota; Metazoa; Chordata; Amphibia; Anura; Ranidae. Gene Ontology annotation, molecular function: GTPase activity; GTP binding.